This is a messenger RNA of Copidosoma floridanum, 2544 nucleotides long. Its product is annotated as protein couch potato. The record is from RefSeq and is a predicted model, not a curated record. Lineage: Eukaryota; Metazoa; Arthropoda; Insecta; Hymenoptera; Encyrtidae. Gene Ontology annotation, molecular function: RNA binding.
GCAGCUCUGGAGCUCGAGGAGCAGCAGCAGCAGCUACGGCUACGACUGGAGCAGCAGCAGCACCAAGAACAGGCGGCCGCGGCGGCCGCUGCUGCAGCAGCAGCAGCAGCAGCAGCAGCUCACCAGCAGGCGGCUCUCAUUUACCGUAGGCGGCCCUGGCCGGCCACCCAUCAUCACCAUCACCACCAGUCUGCAGCUAUCAGCGCCGCAAUCGCUAGCUCAGCGAACGCUCAUCAGCUCCUGGCCGGACACCCUUACCUCCAGAGCUUGCAGCGCCAACACCAGUACCAUCAACAACAACAACAACAGCAACAACAGCAACAGCAAUUAAACUCGGCGAUUGCAGCGGCAAACAUUGGUAGCCCUGGUGGUCCGGGUGGCAGCGCUCUGAUCCAACAGCAUCACCUGCAGCAGCUCGGAGGUGGGGAGCUGGAUAGUAACGCGCACCAGAGGUUGACGGCGCGCUCGGUCCAAGCGAUCUUGGCGGCGGCGGCGGCAGGCCGAGCCGUCCUGGAGCCCGGCAGUGGGCCGGGUAUCCUGCCGACGGCAGCCACCAUAUCGGCAGCGAGUGCACUGCCGAUCGCCCCGAGCUCGCCCCUUCAGGCUUGCAGGGGCGGUAGCUUCGCAGCCGGCGCGAGCUUCGCCGCGACGAGCGUAGCGACGACCAUAGCGCCUCCGGCGCUCAAACGACCCAGGCGGGACACCUCUGUUUGUAGUCCAGAGGAGGCCACCGUCCUCGCCGCCGCCGCCGUCCCAGCUACCUCCUCCUCGUCGUCGUCGUCCUCGUCGCCGCCUCCGGCCAGCACCGCGGUUGUCGCCGGUCAGCACCAUCACCACCACCACCAUCACCUGCAUCACCAGCAGCUACUUCAACUGGCAACCUCCAAUAGUAACAACAUCAACAAUAACAACAACGGUAGUAGCAGCACCCCGGUGACAGUAGUCGCUCAGAGUAACGGUGCAGCGGCUGCACCGCCCGUGCCCUCCUGUCCCUCCGAGCAGCAGCAAGCUACGGCAGCCGGCUGCAUUAUGGAAGCACCGCUUUCGCAGAGCAUGGACUCGGUCAACACCGUGGCCACCUGCGAGGAUGAGGUGCGCACCCUGUUCGUCAGUGGCCUGCCGAUGGAUGCCAAGCCGAGGGAGCUCUACCUUCUCUUCAGAGCGUACGAGGGCUACGAAGGCUCUCUGCUGAAAGUGACGAACAAAAAUGGAAAGACAGCCUCGCCGGUGGGCUUCGUGACCUUUCACACGAGGGCUGGCGCCGAGGCUGCAAAACAGGACCUUCAGCAGGGGGUUAGAUUCGAUCCUGACAUGCCACAAACCAUACGUUUGGAAUUUGCAAAAAGUAACACAAAGGUUAGCAAACCCAAGCAACCAGCCGCUGCAGCAGCCACCUCGCACCCCGCUCUGAUGCACCCUCUAACUGGACCCCUAGGAAGCCCGUUCUUCCCGGGUGGACCCGAGCUCUGGCACCAUCCAUUGGCUUACUCGACCGCGGCGGGGGAGUUGCCCGCCACGCUGCAACACGCCACCCUCGUGCAUCCCGCGUUACAUCCACAGGUCCCCCAGGCGCCCAUGUCUUUGCCCCAUCCGACAGCCCUGACGUCGAUCCACGCCUCGAUGCCGCACUUCUUGUCGUCGCCGGCGCUCGCCUCGCCCGUUGGCUCGUCCUCGUCCCAGCCGAGCAUCGCCGUCAGCAACGCGCCCUGCUCCACCCUGUUCGUCGCCAACCUCGGCCAAUUUGUCUCCGAACACGAGCUCAAGGAAAUUUUCAACAGUUUUCCUGGUUUCUCCCGGCUUCGUAUGCACAGUAAGGGCGGCUCGCCGGUGGCUUUUGUCGAAUUUCAAGACGUGCGCUACGCCGCGCAAGCGAUGGCCACGCUCCAGGGCUCCCUCCUAGUCUCCUCCGACCGGGGAGCCAUAAGAAUCGAAUACGCAAAGUCGAAAAUGGCCGAGGUGGGCGUAACUAAUCUCUGGAUGGAAGGAUCCAAGGGAGAAGAAAACGGGCAACUUUAAGAUCGACAUAAACGGCAUGUGAGGCUACCGCGGCGCGAAAGGAGUCGCCGAGUCGUGUCGCUCGAACAACAGCUGCAGCAACACCAACUCGAGGCGAACGAUACCACCACGGACGAUCAUUAUGACCACGAGAACAACAGCUACGACAAUUACCACUGCUACGAUUAUCGCAGCAAAGCGCCGUCACGGCUACUGCGAAGAGGCCAACAGAUGUACCAUCAGGGUUGUCGCGACGUCGCUGGGGCGCGAGGGUGACGUUUCGCGCGCACGGGGCGCGUAGUAUGGUAAUGCAACGGGACGAAGGAGCUUGGAGAACUGCAGUUAGCCGAGAGUUACAAAAAAAAAAAAAAAAAAAAGGAGGACCGUGGGACUGAUUCGCGGCUUUUUUAUCAGCUUUGUCGGGGAACGUGUAUAAGCGAGUACAGGAAUAGGGAGACCGGCAGGUUCUUCGGUCUCGCUCGAAUAUUUUUCCUUUCUUCCUUUUUUGGGCUACUUGUUUGUAGUAUAUACAUACGUAUCGAUAUUAUU